Molecule: messenger RNA, 1845 nt
Organism: Eurytemora carolleeae
Lineage: Eukaryota; Metazoa; Arthropoda; Copepoda; Calanoida; Temoridae
Exons: 18
Coding region: 14-1312 (432 amino acids)
Molecular function (GO): UDP-xylosyltransferase activity
Source: RefSeq, a predicted model, not a curated record
ACUAGAAUUUGAGAUGGUUCGAAGACGACUUUCUCUUAAUCUUUUGGUCUAUUCGCUGAUCUCAAGUAUUAGCCUCAUGGUGUACUUGCAGCGCAACUCCGUCAAGAUCCAUAACUACACAUUCAACAUAAUUAACCUUGUCAAUAAUAUCAAGGCUUACCCCGACAGAGGCUAUAUACACAAACUAGAAAAACUUUUCAGUGGUUUUCUGGUUCCUUGCAGUUCAGUACAAUCCUAUCAACAUACGCAAGGAGAAGCGAUAAACUUAGGACUUGUUCUUAUUAAUACAGGACUUCCGAGUACUAGUCCAGAUUUCAGGUCGGAUGAGUUUGUUUAUAAAUCAGUCCGUAAUCUGAAAGGUAUCCUUGCACUAACUGGAGACAGACCAAUUCAUUUUAUUAUAGUGACUAACCCCAGUAGUGGAAGUUGGGCUGGACAGAUAAUAAGUUAUUGUAUCACAAGAAGAUUAUCCCUGGACAUUAUCCAGGAAAGAUGGUUCAGAUGGAGAAAUAAAGAUAGAUUACCACCUUUAAAAUUUAGUUUAGUUGACUCUGAAGAGAUUUUAAAUCUGAAUCCAGAUUUUAUCCAAGGAUUAUUUGAUAAUAGAGAACCAUCAACAGCUGAGAAGAACAAGUAUUCCUCCACCUUGUUCUAUGUUGCUCCUUUGUAUCACCUGGCGUUUAAAUCUCUAGAAAAACUGCUCGUCAUAGAUUCAUCAGACCUAGAGUUCCUUGUAGAUAUUGCAGAGUUGUAUGAUGAGUUUAAUGAACUGGAGAAGGAUAAGAAGGCUAUCAUGUCAUUAGGUUUGGAUCUAGCGCCUCACUACUAUAACCAGUUGGGGAAGUAUAGACGCAUUCAUCCAAACACGGAGAUCGGAAAACCAGGAAGGUUUCAGGGAUUCAACACCGGAGUAGUUCUCUACAGGCUAGAUAGGAUGAGAGAAAGUGAAAUCUACAAUAAGUUCCUUUCAUCAGACAGGGUUUCCUUUCUUACCAAAAAGUUUAUGUAUAAAAUAAGUUUAGCAGAGCAAGAUUUUUUCACAAACCUGGGAUUUAUUCAUCCUGAACUUUUCAAUAUUCUUCCUUGUACUUUCAACAAACAGGAAUCUAUUCAGUAUCUAGCGCCACCCUUUGAGGAAAUAUUUGAUCUUUACCAUGAUUGUAAAGAAAAAAAGGAUGUUAAGGUUUAUCAUAUAAACGGUUGUGGACCAACCCUUGAGCUCUGCAAGCAUCAGGAUAUGCCUGGAAGUCGGCUGCAGGGGGACAAAACAUAUCAUUUCUUCCAUGCUAACUUUGAGGUGUUUUGGGAAUAACGUGGUGUACUGAAACUUGAUGGUAUAUACUUCUGUAAAGUAUAUCCUGGAUUAAGUAAACUGGAAUAUUUUGGUAUUGAAGAAACGGUUACUGCAGUAUCAUGGGAUAGGGAAACUGUUACUUCAGUCACAAGGAAUAUACUGCUGUAUCUUGGUAUUUAAAACGCUUACUGGAUAAAGAAAUUGCUACUGAAGUAGCUUAAAAUGGUAAAACUAUUAGUUGAACGACUGUGAAGUAGCUGCAGCAUAUUGGAUAACGAAACUAUCACUACUACUGGAAUAAGAAAGCAUUUAUACUACAGUCGCUUUUUGCAAAGCAACGAUUUCAACUCGAGCUUGGGGGAACAAAAUUGUUACUGCACAUCAGUAAAUCAAUAACAUCUUUCUAGGGGGGCUGAGCCCCCCCCCCUGAGAAAAAUUAAAGCCCCCCUCCCUGAAAAAUGCCUGGGUCGCAACAGUUACCUUGGUAUCUAGGGAAUAUUGAAACGGCUACUGCGUCACCCGGAUUCUUGUCAGUCAUCUUCAAUUGAAAU